Messenger RNA from Exophiala spinifera, 1836 nucleotides. RefSeq lists its product as uncharacterized. Gene Ontology annotation, molecular function: DNA binding; RNA polymerase II C-terminal domain phosphoserine binding. The transcript is spliced from 2 exons. Gene Ontology annotation, cellular component: Cdc73/Paf1 complex. The record is from RefSeq and is a predicted model, not a curated record. NCBI's taxonomy places the organism in Eukaryota, Fungi, Ascomycota, Eurotiomycetes, Chaetothyriales, Herpotrichiellaceae. The coding region runs from base 1 to 1836 and encodes 611 amino acids.
AUGGCCGAUAUCAAUGCGGAACUGCUUGCGCUCGCCGGAGGGGACUCCUCCGGUGAAGAAAGCAUGCCUUCUUCUCCUAAACCAAAAUCCCCUUCUCCAUCUAGAAACAAUCAACAAAAUCGAAGAGCAUCGAGCCCGGCAGAUAUGUCUCGUAAAGGUGUCGCAAAGUCUGCUCGGCGACCUCGGCGUCGCAAGGUAUAUUCUGACGAUGAGGGCGAAGUGUCAUCGGAGUCUCAGCAUUCGGAAUCCGCUUCGAUGUCACAAUCUGACUCCGAGGCCGAUUUCGACUCGGGCGUAGACAAGCCAAUUUUUCCAUACGAGAAGCUCUACUACGACGCCGAAGACAAGGCUCGCAUUGACGCCAAACCAGAAAUUGAAAGAGAAGAGAUCCUCGCCCAGAGAAGUGAGCAAGUCGAACGACACGAGCAAGACCUCGCCCUUCGCCGCCUUGUGGCUGCGAGAGCUCGAGAAGAAGCGAAGACCACCGCGAAGAACAAGCGCAAAGCCAGUGCUGCAGAAUUGGAAGACACGCAGCGCAAGAGCACUCGUCAGCGUACCAAGGUUGGGGGUGGCAGGGUCGGCGAGGCAAGCAGUGCUAUCGAAGCAUACAAGCAGCAACGUGCCGAAAAAAACUUACGAGAGGAGCAGAGGAAGAGAGAUGGCUAUGUUCGAAGGCCGGCAUCCCCAGAACAAGACUACAGCGAUGUGGAUGCGGAUGCUGAAAGUGACAACGACUACGAUGAUCGGAGAUACAAGCGACGUUCCCCAAGCCCUCCAAAGGAUGAGCCAAUUGCUGAACUUGCCGACAUUCAGAGAGCAAAAGUUGGUCGAGAUAAUUUCGCCCAGGUCUGCUACACUCCAGGAUUUGAGGAUGCGAUUACAGAUUGCUACGCUCGCGUAUGCCUCGGCCCUGGCCCUGAUCCGAAAGUCAAUGCAUAUAGACUCUGUCGUAUUAAAGGAUUCGUCACAGGCAAACCGUAUGCGAUGAUUGGAUCUAACGGAAGGCCAUUUCCUGUGGAGAAAUACAUUGUGGCCGCGCAUGGCAAAUCAGAGAAAGCCUGGUCAUUCCUGGAAUGCUCGAUGUCUAAGUUCACCGAGGACGAGUGGAGACGGUACCGGGUGGUCAUGGCCAAUGAAGACCUCAAGCUGCCGACAAAGAAGUUCAUUAAUUCGAAGCUUGAACAAAUCAAUAAACUACUGAAGCAUCGAUUUACCGAUGAUGAAAUCGAUGUGAGAAUGCGAACCAUGAAUGAGCUUACUGAGAAAAUCACCAGGGCUCGAGAAAAGGAGAUUCUCAAAGAGGAGAUCAAAGGAGCUAUUGCUGAAGGAAAGGAUGAACUUGCUGAGGAACUAGAGAACAAGCUCGCAAGCAUCGUUCCCAUGAAGCUAGCUUUCGGAACGAGUCUAUACCGCUCAGAUUCUUACGAAGUCAGUCAAGAACAAGAGCGAAUUGCAGAGCUCAACCGCAGGAAUCAGCGAUUGAAUGCCGAAAAUAUUAGAAAGGCGCAGCUCGCUGAGAUGAGGGCACGAAGGACGAAGAAACAUCUGGCUCCUGGCGUUGAUGAACUGUUUGAGGGUGGUAGUGACAUCAGUCGGACCGGAACGCCUAUCAACGGUUCUGGUACGCCCAAGGUGGCAUCAGGUCUUUCUCGCGCCGGAACUCCCAACCCUACUCCUCUCGCAAAUGGAACUCCGAGAACCUCGACUCCUACACCGAACGUUUUGAAGCCGACUGCCGAGAAGAAGAAAGGACUCCCUGUCAUUCGCAAGGCGGCAUUGGAUGACGAGAUAUUGGCCAAUAUGGACCUCGGGAUUGACAUUGACGUUGAUAUCUGA